GCUCCUCUCAUCGGUGGCGGCCCAGUAGAGGAGUCCGCGGUGGCGGCGGUGGCGGCGCUGUUCCCCGCGCGGUCCGCGGAGCCGACUCCGGGCUACGUUACGUCGGCCGGCAGCGGCGGCACUGCGGCUCCGGCGCGACCCCAACUCCGGCUCCCUUCCCCGCCGCCCCCCGGCCUCCCGGCCGCCCGCGGGCCCUGUGCCCCCUCCCCCGCUGGCGGGACCCGGACGGAAGAUGGUGCAGAAGAAAACCGCCGAGCUAGAGGGUUUCCACCGCUCGUUCAAGGGGCAGAAUCCUUUUGAGCUGGCCUUCUCCCUAGACCAGACCCACCACGGGGACGGUGACACCGACUUCAGCCUGGAGUGCCAAGCCCGCCCUGACAUGCCGGCCAGUCAGCCCAUCGACAUCCCGGAUGCCAAGAAGCGGGGCAAGAAGAAGAAACGGUGCCGGGCUACCGACAGCUUCUCGGGCCGGUUUGAAGAUGUGUACCAGCUGCAGGAGGACGUGUUGGGUGAGGGUGCCCAUGCCCGCGUGCAGACCUGCAUCAACCUCAUCACCAACCACGAGUACGCAGUCAAGAUCAUCGAGAAACAGCCAGGGCACAUCCGGGGCAGGGUAUUCCGGGAGGUGGAGACGCUGUACCAGUGCCAGGGACACAGGAACGUUCUGGAACUGAUUGAGUUCUUUGAAGAAGAGGACCGCUUCUAUCUGGUGUUUGAGAAGAUGCGAGGAGGCUCCAUCCUGAGCCAUAUCCACCAGCGCAGGCACUUCAAUGAGCUGGAGGCCAGCGUGGUGGUGCAGGACGUGGCCAGCGCUCUGGACUUCCUGCACAACAAAGGCAUUGCACACCGGGAUCUCAAGCCGGAGAACAUCUUGUGUGAGCACCCCAACCAGGUCUCCCCUGUGAAGAUAUGUGACUUUGACCUGGGCAGCGGCAUCAAGCUCAACGGGGACUGCUCCCCCAUUUCCACACCGGAGCUGCUCACCCCGUGUGGUUCUGCGGAAUACAUGGCCCCCGAAGUGGUGGAGGCCUUCAGCGAGGAGGCCAGCAUCUACGAUAAGCGCUGUGACCUGUGGAGUCUCGGUGUCAUCCUCUACAUCCUGUUGAGCGGCUACCCGCCUUUCGUGGGCCACUGUGGCAGCGAUUGUGGCUGGGAUCGUGGCGAGUCCUGCCCCGCCUGCCAGAACAUGCUGUUCGAGAGCAUCCAGGAAGGCAAGUACGAGUUCCCAGACAAGGACUGGGCUCACAUCUCCUUUGCUGCCAAAGACCUCAUCUCCAAGCUCCUCGUCCGGGACGCCAAACAGAGGCUGAGCGCUGCCCAGGUCCUGCAGCACCCCUGGGUCCAAGGGUGCGCCUCGGAGAAUACGCUGCCCACGCCCAUAGUUCUGCAGAGGAACAGCUGUGCCAAAGACCUGACGUCCUUCGCAGCGGAGGCCAUCGCCGUGAACCGGCAGCUGGCCCAGCGCGAGGAGGACGCGGAUGACGAGGCGGGGCCCGGCCGGCCUGUCCUCAUCCGAGCUACCUCACGGUGCCUGCAGCUGUCGCCGCCCGCCCAGUCACAGCUGGCCCAGCGGCGCCAGAGGGCCAGCCUGUCCCAGGGAACUACACCGGUAGUCCUUGUGGGCGAGCAUGUCUGA
Molecule: messenger RNA, 1636 nt
Organism: Chrysochloris asiatica (Cape golden mole)
Lineage: Eukaryota; Metazoa; Chordata; Mammalia; Afrosoricida; Chrysochloridae
Gene: MKNK2
Product: MAP kinase interacting serine/threonine kinase 2
Exons: 14
Coding region: 233-1636 (467 amino acids)
Biological process (GO): protein autophosphorylation; peptidyl-serine phosphorylation; intracellular signal transduction
Cellular component (GO): cytoplasm; nucleus
Molecular function (GO): calcium/calmodulin-dependent protein kinase activity; calmodulin binding; ATP binding
Source: RefSeq, a predicted model, not a curated record